ACCAAAGCCGAGGGCCGCAUGUCAUAUUCCGAAUUCGUCCAAUUACUAAACCACCAUGCCAUUCCUGCUCGAGAAUUGACCACCGACCAUCUCGAAAACAUUUUCAGCUUGUUAUCGCAUGCCAUUACAGCAACAGCCACCACCACGGCAGCAGCAGCAGCAGCAGCAACGGCAGCGACGGCUGCACAAGAACCGGUAGUGCUGCCACUAACGACGUCAACAACGACGAAACAAAAGGUUAAUGAGGAGCCAAGCAGUCGAUGGAGGCAAUGGAUGCUCUCGGACACCAUGGUUCAUUUGGUUGCCGGAGUGUGCACACCAAAUAGGUAUGGCAGGUGCUGUGUCUCGCACGGUCGUCUCGCCAGUAGAGCGUAUGAAAAUUUUAUUUCAGGUGCAAGGGCCUGAACCUGCAGCUUAUCAGGGUGUAUUCCCUACAUUGGCCAAAAUGUGGCGAGAAGAAGGUCUGAUGGGCUAUAUGCGUGGCAACGGCACAAACGUCAUUCGGAUCAUACCCUAUAGCGCAAGUCAGUUUGCUGCUUACGAGUGGUGUAAAAAGCUACUCAUGGAGCCUGGGAAGACGGAAUUGGACACUCCUAGACGAUUGACAGCCGGUGGGUUUGCUGGUGUCAUCUCGGUUGUUUGCACUUAUCCUUUGGACAUGGUACGGACUCGAUUGUCUGUCCUGUCGGCCACGCUCGAUGGUAAUGUCCGGAAAACAGGCGGUGUACCGCAAAAGAAACUGCCUGGUAUUGUUCCAAGCAUAGUUCAUAUCUACAAGACCGAAGGUGGCAUGGUCGGGUUAUAUCGUGGUCUAUGGCCCACAACUUUGGGCGUUGCUCCAUAUGUUGCAUUGAAUUUCCAAUGCUAUGAAGGUCUUAAGUUCCUGCUUGUUGCACCAGGAGAGGAUACACCCUCUGCUAGUCGCAAGUUGAUAUGUGGCGCUCUUGCAGGAUCGAUUGCGCAAACGAUCACUUAUCCUCUCGACGUUUUGCGGAGACGUAUGCAGGUUACUGGCAUGGCAACGAUCGACUACAAAUACAAUGGCACCUGGGAUGCAGUAAGGACAAUGGUUCGCAACGAAGGUGUCCGAGGCUUGUACAAGGGCAUGAUUCCAAAUUAUCUCAAGGUCGCUCCUGCUAUGGGUGUCAGUUUCCUUACCUAUGAAUGGUGCAAGGAUGCAAUGAUUGUUGCACGGUAAUUGCACCGUACCUACUACCUACCUACUCUACUAAACUAUAUGUAUAUACCGCAUAUAUUUUCUAUAUUUUGCUUUCCUUCCUCAUCUCUUCCU
Zychaea mexicana is the source of this 1291-nucleotide messenger RNA. RefSeq names its product mitochondrial carrier domain-containing protein. The coding region runs from base 242 to 1198 and encodes 318 amino acids. The record is from RefSeq and is a predicted model, not a curated record. Gene Ontology annotation, biological process: transmembrane transport. The transcript is spliced from 5 exons. NCBI's taxonomy places the organism in Eukaryota, Fungi, Mucoromycota, Mucoromycetes, Mucorales, Lichtheimiaceae.